GGCUAGGACGGGGUGAAAUGGCAGCCUCUUCCUCAUCCUCUUCAGCCGGCGGAGUGAGCGGCAGCUCUGUAACGGGAUCGGGGUUCAGCGUUUCGGACCUGGCGCCACCCCGAAAAGCCCUCUUCACUUACCCCAAAGGAGCUGGCGAGAUGCUGGAAGAUGGCUCUGAAAGAUUCCUCUGUGAAUCUGUCUUCAGCUAUCAGGUGGCAUCGACAUUAAAGCAAGUGAAACACGAUCAACAAGUCGCACGGAUGGAAAAACUAGCCGGUCUGGUGGAAGAGCUGGAGGCAGAUGAGUGGAGGUACAAGCCAAUAGAGCAGCUCCUGGGAUUCACUCCCUCCUCGGGCUGAGCGUGUCUGGAUCGCUGCUGUCAGGGAGCAGAAGAAAAACAUUCUCUGGCCUGGCUUCAGAACACACCCCCAUUUAUCAGGAUGCUGACAGCUGCAUCAGCAGGACAGGGCUUUUUUUUUUUUUUUUAAGUUGAGAGUAGGGAUCCCCCGUAAAGCUGCCAGUAAAUGGAAGUGACA
Nipponia nippon (crested ibis) is the source of this 527-nucleotide messenger RNA. The record is from RefSeq and is a predicted model, not a curated record. Lineage: Eukaryota; Metazoa; Chordata; Aves; Pelecaniformes; Threskiornithidae.